Messenger RNA from Magallana angulata, 1002 nucleotides. Its product is annotated as ribosome-recycling factor-like. Gene Ontology annotation, molecular function: ribosomal large subunit binding. The transcript has 7 exons. Bases 116 to 949 code for a protein of 277 amino acids. Gene Ontology annotation, biological process: translation. The record is from RefSeq and is a predicted model, not a curated record. Lineage: Eukaryota; Metazoa; Mollusca; Bivalvia; Ostreida; Ostreidae. Gene Ontology annotation, cellular component: mitochondrion.
UGGUUUAAUAAAACAUUACAAACAUUGACCAAGUUUUGCUUUUCAAAGUCGCAUGUUCAUAAUGUUAUGAUCUUCGGAAUAUUUCGACUACGAACUUAGGUUAUUUGCAAAAGACAUGUCCCGUUUUGCUAGAUUAUGUAGAAUUGUACCCAGUGGGGCUGUGAAAUCACACUAUGCCAGUAAAAGAAUGGUUGUUGCGGUGAAUUCAUUAUGUCGAGUUCCUGGAGCGGGACCCGGGUUACAGAAUGGAGGAGGCUGCUGGGUGGAUAACAAACCAUUCUCACUCACUACACAAUGCAUGAAGAAAGUGAAAAGAAAAGUCAGUAAUAAAAGGCCACAGUCGAAAAAGGGGAAGGAGGUUGAUGAAGAGGAUGAGGAUUCUGAUGAGGACGUGAACCGUGUGGAAGAACUGGUGGAUAUGGAAUUACUGAAACAGGAAAUGGAAGAGGCGAUAAAACACAUGCAGAUAGAAUUGACCAAGAAUGUUACCUUAAGGCCAUCAACAGCUGUAUAUGAAGAUUUAAACAUCGAGACACCAGAUGGAAAAUUCCCUUUAAACCAGUUAUCUCAGAUAGCGAUCCAGGGACCGGUGGUCAUUAUAAACAUGUCUGCCUCCCCUCAGUACAUUAAAGAUGUGGAUGAUGCAAUGAGAAAAGAAUUGAAUUUAAAUCCCCAAAUCAAUGGAGCUAUGCUAACAAUACCUAUACCAAAAAUCACUACAGAAUAUAGAAAUGAAAUGGUAGAACGGGUGAAAAAGAUAGCGGAGAAUUCUAAAGAGGUCAUACGGCAUAUACGUUCCAAGUACGUAAAAGUUCUGAACUCUAACAAAGAAGAAGAAUCAGAAGAUGCAAUUUUUGAAUAUACCAAUAAGAUAAAUGCCAAGGUAAAGAUCUAUACUGAUAAAAUCACAGAUCUAGCAAUGAAGAGGAGUAAAGAAAUAAAAGCUUAAUUAACAAUGCAGUUUUUCUAACAAUUUUAUUUAAUAAAGAAAUAUUGAAUGAC